Molecule: messenger RNA, 1710 nt
Organism: Akanthomyces muscarius
Lineage: Eukaryota; Fungi; Ascomycota; Sordariomycetes; Hypocreales; Cordycipitaceae
Exons: 5
Coding region: 1-1710 (569 amino acids)
Source: RefSeq, a predicted model, not a curated record
AUGCUAUUUAGACCAUCAUUACCGUACAUUGCGGCUUUCACCGCUGCUGCCACUGCGACGGUCGUGCAAUGGGGCACCUGCGCCGACAACUUUGGCGCGCCGCUGCCGGUGGACUGCGGGCGCCUCUUUGUGCCGCUCGACUACACAGCGCGCGACCAGGGCGGCGGCGGCGGCGAGUCGCUGAGCCUGAAGCUGCUACGGUCGCCGGCUCUGCGGAAGCCGGUUAAGGGCAGUAUCGUGUUGAACUUUGGCGGACCGGGUGCGACGGGGCGCGACUCGCUGGCUGCUGUUGCGCCGAUACUGCACAUGUUUACGGGAGGAAAUUAUAAUCUCAUUGCCUUUGAUCCUCGCGGCACGGGCUCCACGAUUCCUCUUGCAUGUCUGGACACGGACAUGGAAAAGCUGAACAUGAUGCUUGACUUUUCGCUGGUGCCGAGGGCGCAUGAGCGCGAGAACCUGGGCCGCUUCUGGGCGCGCGGCACGAUUCUCGCGGAGCAGUGCGGCCGCCGGCCGCAGGAGAACAAGACGGGCGCGCUUAUCGGCACGGCGUUUACGGCGCGGGACGUGGUCAGCGUGGCUGAGGCUUUGGGAGAGGAUGGCCUGGUGCGGUAUUGGGGCUUCUCGUACGGGACGACGCUGGGCGCGACCUUGGUGGCCAUGUUUCCCGACAAGGUGGACAGGGUCAUUCUCGAUGGCGUUCAGAACCCGCACGAGUACUACCACGCAUACGCGGAUAUAGAAGAAUGGUCCGACUCUGAUGAGGAAUUCUCGCACAUCUUUCAGCACUGCGUCGCGAACCCGUCCCGGUGCGCGCUGGCCCGCGACGGGGUCUCUGCCGCGGCGCUCGAGCGGUCUGUAUGGCAGCUCCUCGAGCGCCUCAAGUACCACCCCGUCGUCGUCGCCGACUACAUCAUCGACCGCCGAGUUGUCAGCUUCCUGAUCGUGACCAGUCUCUACAAAUACGUGUCGUGGCCGAACCUCACCAAGGCGCUCGACAUUCUCAUACGCGACGAGUACCACCACCACCAAGACGACGUCGACUUUCUCAUCCGCAUAUUCAACCUUGAAAGCGAGGUACAAGGUAAGGACCUCGACGCGGGCAUUGCCGCGCAGCUGGCCCUGGUCGGCAUCCACUGCGGCGAUCGCGCGGCGCGCGCGGGCAGCCUCGAAGUCCUGAUGCCCACGCUGCGGCGGCUGGCGCGUGUGAGCAGGGUGCUGGACGGCAUGCCCGGCGGCAUCAACAUUCCCUGCGCGCAGUGGAAGUUUGAGCCCAAGGAGCGCUACGGGGGCGACUUUCAGGUGGCGCCGCGGCGUCCGGUGCUCAUUGUGGGAAAUACGUGGGACGGGCUGACGCCGCUGCGCUCGGCGCACAAUGUCAGCUCCGGCUUCAAAGGGAGUGUGGUGCUGGAAGUUAACGGAUAUGGACACUCAUCGCUCGGGCUUCCCUCUGCGUGUAAUCUUCGCCAUGUGCGCGCGUACUGGCAAAACGGCACCGUGCCGGAGCCUGGUACCGUCUGCGAGGUCGAUGCGCCGCCGUUUUCAAACAUUACGUGGGAGGACGUCUUGCGCGACAUGGACGAGGAUGGAGAGGCCGCGGCAGACGAUGGCGGGAACCUGGAGCUUCGACGGAGGGGGACGGUGGUCUCUCUCGAUAAGGCGUUGGAAAAGUUCUCUGAAAUUGGGCAGAGGACACUGGGAUGGAGAAUCUGA